AUGGACUCUCCAGAGCCAAAGCCAUCCUCGCCGCCGAGCCAGCCCAACCCGGCAAAAGCCUACCCGUCACCGACCUCCCUCCCGAGCCCUGAAGUACCGCAAUUUCAAGAAUUCUCCCGCAUACCGCCCCUCGCCCUCGACAGCUACACCAAUCCACUGCUGCUGGCCCGGCCGCCGCCGCCGCCACCGCCGCCGCCGCCGUGCACGUGCGCAACGGCGGCGGCGGGGGCUGCAGGCGUCUUUCACCACGCCGGCAGUUCCCGCUCCGGCGCCGUCUACGGGCUGGACUUUGCGCGCUCGCGCAGCGUCCACGACGAGUCGCGCCCCCGCUUGGAGCUGGCCGGCCCGCUGGACGUGGCCGGCAGCGUGCGCGCGCGCAGCGUCUGCUUCAGGGGGGAUUUCAUCGUCAGCGACGGCAUCGACGCGUACGGCGAUGUCGAGAUCAACGGCAGCAUGACCGCAGAAGGCCGGAUAAGGGCUUUCGGGGACAUUUCGGUCAACGGCAGCUUGACGACCAGUGGCAAGGUUCAGGGAUCUUCGAGGUUGAAGCUGCGAGGCACCAUUCGCGCCGCCGACGUGGAGAUAUACGGCAACGUCAUCCUCCGAGGGCACUUGUAA
Messenger RNA from Cordyceps fumosorosea ARSEF 2679, 618 nucleotides. RefSeq lists its product as hypothetical. Bases 1 to 618 code for a protein of 205 amino acids. NCBI's taxonomy places the organism in Eukaryota, Fungi, Ascomycota, Sordariomycetes, Hypocreales, Cordycipitaceae. The record is from RefSeq and is a predicted model, not a curated record. The transcript has 3 exons.